AUGGAGCUAUCUCGACAGGAAUAUCCAGCGUUGCUGGAGCGUCGUCGUGUGGAGGAGGCGUAUACCCAAGGUUUGCGCAAGCUGGCGAAUCGCUCAAGCCUGGACAAUGGUGCGGCACUCGGUGUUUUUCAAAUCCCUUGGCAGCGCAUCCUUACCGCGACCGAGGCGCUCGCCUCUUCACACGAGACCCUUGCGACGAAGAUCGAAGAAGAUGUUGAACGCCCUCUCAGGGAAUACAGCACCAAAAACCAUGAUAUGCAAUCAAUGCCUGGAAUCCAAAGCAAUUUAGCGGGAUUGGCCAAGAAUAUCGAGUCAUCCCAGGACAAAGUGGAAAAGGCCAAAAAGAAGAGCACCAAGAACCCUAAACAGCUCGCAAUUGCAGUCGCUGCCGCGGAAGAGGUCAGCCAACAGUGGGACUCGCGUGCACCUUUCGUAUUUGAACAACUCCAAGCUGCAGACGAAGGUCGUCUCAAUCAUCUGCGAGAUGUGCUCACACAACUGGAGACCCACGAGGUUGAUUCAGUUGAACGCGGCCGGCAGGCUGCCGAGAGCUGUCUGAAUGUUCUCCUGAACGUGCAGACUGCAGAUGAGAUUCAAACAUUCGCUGCAAAGAUGAAAGGAAACCGCAUCCCGGCCUCGCCUGCCGUCCCUCGAGGAGAGCCUCCCCUCCCCGAGACGCCUCCUGCCCCACCCCCUCAUUCGGCCUUUGAGACCCCAACUAGCACACCGCUUGCACCUCCCUCUCGAAGUCAAGAUGAUGCGGCUAGCCAACGGUCGGAAAGGUCCGAUAGACAGACGUCUACUCCAACAACACCUGUCCCAGAAGCACAGCCACGAAACACCGCAUUGGGAGGACUCAGGCGACUCGGUACAGUCAUGGGCAGACGGAAGAGCAUGGUUGUGCCAUCGGGGUCAACCUUUGAUAGGAAAGCAGAAAAGAAGCGCAGUCCAUUUGCGCCAUUCAAGAGGUCCGACUCAUCGAGAGAUAUGCAAAUUCCCGAAUCGCCUCCUUCCACCGCAGAUCGUCCCGGGACAUCGAUGACUGACGAUGAUUAUGCACGAACCUCCAGCAUGUCUCGGGAUCAGACGGCAGGGGAGGCUCUUGCUCCCGUUCCAAUUGCACAGCCAUACUCCUCUACGACAAACGGUACCUCUCCAGAAGCCCGCGCUGGAAUCGUCAGGAAUGGCACUGAUCCUUCACAUGUUGAUUCGGAAGGAUUUACUGAACGACCCUCGACUGUAGAUGAGGUUACCCGUGCGCAGAGGGAAGCCGCUGGGCUGGAUGAGUCGGGUAUGAACUUGACAAUCCGUGAUCAGCCCAUUUUCGAAGACGAAAACCAGGCUAAGCAAGCCAUGGAUGAAAUGGCGAAUACUCUUCGCUUGCGGGCUCCGCAGUCUGUCAUGAGACGGAAUGCAGGCACUAUCCGCGGUCGCCGUGAUGUUCGCAAUACGGUCUUCAUUGCAAACCCAGGAACCGAAUUGGCUCCAAAUCAAAUGGCGCCCGAUGCGUACUCCCCAUCCUCUCCAAUCAGGCACACCCCCUCUUUGAGUACUGUAACGGACGACCAUGCUAUUUCGGAUACAACCUCAGUCCGCUCCGGGCAUACUACGCACGGGCAGACCUUCAGUAUGCACCCUGAACUUUACGAGCCCGGUUUGAAUGCAUCAAUCAUCGAGACAGUCAAUGCUUGGUUUUCAGAGGGCAAGGUAACCAAGUCCUUUGUGACAGGCGAGCUUGCUCUUGCCCACAAUGUCGCCCCUGGCUUUGCAGCAGACUCCUUGCGCAUUCGUCUCGAUAAUUUCCCCAUACUAGAGAAGGUCGCUGCGAACCCACACUUUGUCCAGGAAACCAGCAAAGACACCGGCGAUGAGAAGCGAGGCGAAUACAACCUCCAGCUGGGCAGUAUUUCUCGGCCCAUGCCUACGGUAGCAUUCAAGUACCAAUUGCAUCUUGACCAGAGCAACUCAUCGUCAUACUGCCCUGUCAUCUUCAAACCAGCUUGGAAUCUUCAGGGAUCUCAAGCCAGUGCCAUUGUCUUUUACUCUCUCAAUCCAGCUUUUGUUUCCCAGCCUGUGCAAUCAAUCACUUUGAAGAACGUGAUUUUGACUGUCGGCUUGGAUGUAGCUUCCGAAGACGAGAUCACCAAGCAACCGCGCGAAAGUAUCGCCCAUGCCACCAGCGCUGUCAUGCACCCUAACUCCGGUGCUACUUUCCGCCGCAAGAAUUCCACGGUCACCUGGAGGAUUCCCGAGCUUGAAGUCAAGGCACCUGGCUCUGGUGAUGAUGGAAAGUUCCUUGUGCGUUUCUCCACAUCCACCCCUGGCCCUCGUAGGGGCAAUAUCGAGGCCAAGUUCGAGCUCCACUCUACCGAAUCUGCCUCCCGACUUGGGGUCAGUCGUGCGGUUUCGGAAUCCACUCAGCAAGAAAUUGAUCCUUUCGCUGAUACCGGAAAACAAUCCCCUGCCCCAGCUAGCUGGCAAGAGGUCCCAACGAGCCGCAAAUUGGUCGGUGGAAAAUACGUCUCUGCUUAG
Messenger RNA from Penicillium verhagenii, 2532 nucleotides. RefSeq lists its product as uncharacterized. The record is from RefSeq and is a predicted model, not a curated record. NCBI's taxonomy places the organism in Eukaryota, Fungi, Ascomycota, Eurotiomycetes, Eurotiales, Aspergillaceae. The transcript has 4 exons. Gene Ontology annotation, cellular component: plasma membrane; endocytic vesicle; cytoplasm. Bases 1 to 2532 code for a protein of 843 amino acids. Gene Ontology annotation, biological process: septin cytoskeleton organization.